This is a messenger RNA of Haliotis rufescens (red abalone), 11531 nucleotides long. Its product is annotated as calmodulin-regulated spectrin-associated protein 1-like. NCBI's taxonomy places the organism in Eukaryota, Metazoa, Mollusca, Gastropoda, Lepetellida, Haliotidae. Gene Ontology annotation, cellular component: microtubule minus-end. Gene Ontology annotation, molecular function: microtubule minus-end binding; spectrin binding; calmodulin binding. Gene Ontology annotation, biological process: neuron projection development; negative regulation of microtubule depolymerization; cytoplasmic microtubule organization. The transcript is spliced from 20 exons. The record is from RefSeq and is a predicted model, not a curated record. The coding region runs from base 435 to 8993 and encodes 2852 amino acids.
CUACAGUCACGACUGCUCAGUAAUUAUCAUGUUGACAGGAGAAAACGCAUCAACCUGUGGUGGCAAAUAGUGUCCAUGAUGGAUUUCUUUCUUUGAAAAUCAACUCCAUGUGAUGGUACUGGAACGUUUGUUGAUUUCUAUACCUUUCGAAACAUUCAUGACAUGGAAAGGAAGCUUGAAGUCUCUGUUUUGUGAUCCUGAAGUGGAUUUCAUGGAUUAGUAUACUUACAAAUCAUCUCGUGGCUGGCACUUUGCUGGAUGUGACCUUGUUCGUGUGAAACAUCCUUCUGUUGUUUGUAAGAGACUUGAUCAUCACAACCAUGAUGCUGCGAAACAACACUUCAAAUUGUCAUCACAAGGCGUAAUACUGUUGGAAUAUUUUGUCCUGAUAUAUUUGGAACCAUCCUAUAAUUUAAGGCUAUAUUACAAAUAUAAUGGGAAAUUCUUCAGAUCGAGAAAAAGAUGAGGUGAGUUGCACAGACAUACAAGACAGUAACAAGUUAUCUGAAGAAAAGAAAGUGUUAAGUGAUGACCUAUCUGCAGACAGGACUGAUGUCGAUAAUACGGAGUCUGUUGGCAAGGAUGAGUUGGAUAGUAAAGAAUCUGUUGGCAAGACUAUCUUAAACUUUAUACAGUCUAUUGGCAAAUCUGAAUCCAAUGAUAACCAGGCUGAAAGGAAGGCUGAGACAGACAGCUGUCAGAAUGUAGGGAAGUCUGAAGCUGACAACAAUCAGUCAGGAGGCAAGUCUGAAUCAGACAAUCAGUCAGGAGGCACGAUUGAAUAUGAAGAGCAUUCCAAAGGAGAGACUGAUUCAGAAAACUUGCAGCAUGUAGAAAAUAGCAAGUUGGAUGACAAGAACCAACCUGUUAUUAAGCCUGCAUUUGACAAGAAACACCCAGCAGCUAAGACUCUAUCUGACAAGAAGCAACCGAUUACUGACACUGCACCUUCCAAUAAAUAUGUUGCCAAGACAACAUCCGACAAGAAACAACAUGUUGCCAAGACAACAUCAGACAAGAAACAACAUGUUGAUAAGACUGCAUCAGACAAGAAAAAAGCAGUUGGCAAGACUGUAUCAGAUGAGAAACAUCCAAUUGACAAAACAGCCUCAGAUGAAAAACACCCUACUGGCAAAACUACCUCAAACAAGAAACAUCCGGUUGAUAAACCUGCCUCAGACAAGAAACAACCAGUUGAUAAACCUGUCUCAGACAAGAAACAACCAGUUGAUAAACCUGCCUCAGAUAAGAAACAUCCAGUUGACAAAACUGCCACAGACAAGAAACAACCAGUUGAUAAACCUGCCUCAGACAAGAAACAACCAGUUGAUAAACCUGUCUCAGACAAGAAACAACCAGUUGAUAAACCUGCCUCAGAUAAGAAACAUCCAGUUGACAAAACUGCCACAGACAAGAAACAACCAGUUGAUAAACCUGCCUCAGACAAGAAACAACCAGUUUAUAAACCUGCCUCAGACAAGAAACAUCCCAUUGACAAGAGUGCCACAGACAAGAAACAGCCUGUUGACAGGUCUGAAUCUGACAAGGAUCUAUCAGUAGGCAGGAACAAAAGGCAGCAAGACAUAAAGCAAUCCGAAGGUAAGACUGAUGGUGACAAGAAGCUUCAGGUAGCCAUAACACAGUCAGACCACAGUCAGACUGCUUCCAAGGGUCAAUCAAACAUCAAACAAUCUGUUGGCAAGGACCAGUCAGAGAGCAAGCAGCCAGUUGGCAUCACAAAGUUGAAUAACAAGCAGUAUGGAGGGAAAAGCCAGACACACAGAACCAAAUCUAUUGAUAAUUGUUCUGAAAGGUACUUUAAUGCGAACAGUAGACCCAAUACUAAACAGCAAAUUGUGGGAUACAUGCAUGGAAAAGACAUUACAGUGGGUUCAGCUCAUCCACAAAACACUGAUUUAAACAGAGGACAGAGACAUGGAUUUAAAAAUGCAAGGAAAACAAUUUUGAAACAUUUUGGAGAAGAUUAUUCAGAAGUUGGAGCAAGGAAUUGUGAUAGAACUGGAAAUAUAUUUAAGGGAAACCACACUGUUCACCAUCGGGUUAGGUUUCAUAAUUUGUAUCAGGUAAAGGAAGAAGAUGAGGACGAGGAAGAUGAGAAUAUCAAUGUAAAUCCAAAGGCUGGGGAUGUGAUACAUAAGUCUUCCAUGGCUGGCGUUAGAACUGGCAAGUGGAAAUGUUGUGACACAGCUAGUCAACUCACUACCAUUGGAUUAGAAGGCGGACUUCCCCUCCUGAGAAAAAUGCGAUUCAUCACCUCUAUGAAUAGAAUGUCUUGCCAGAAACGGAUAAAUGAAGAUGAAGACACUGGGAUCAGUGGAUGGAAAGAUGGUGAAACUGCUCAUUCCGGUACCACGCAUAGGAGAAACCUGUCUCUUGAUACAGUGGCUCAGAAGAAACAGACUCCAAAUGAUAUUGGCAUCUGCUUUCUUGGUGACAGAAGACUAGCCACUGUUUGUAAAGAAGGCCCUGCCAGCAAGGAAGGAACUCCUUCAGUUAUGGGAGGGUUGCAGUUUGUCACUUCCAUGACAAAGAUGGCUCAUCAAAGACCUAAUGCACAGAAAGGCGAUAUUGGAUUGAGUAGGAGGAAAGGUAGUAAGACAUUUGGCAACAAAGAUACCACAGCUGAAAGUGGCUGUCCAGUUAUGGGUGGGUUGCCCUUUGUCUCUUCUGUUCACAAAAUGACACAACAGAAACAGUUAAGAGAGGACAAUGACACUGUAGACAGAGAAGUAGCUGCUGCUCACACUCCCCCUACAGUUAUAGAACCUGCCCAUUUAUUUGCAAGGGGAAACUUUGUCACAUCCAUGAAUAGAUUGACCCGUCAGAAACAGAUCAGGGACGAAGACUGUGACCUUCAUGGGGACACACGUGAAGGAACUUUCAGCAAUGAGGCCGCCAUGGUGGAUAAAGGUGGUCAUUCACUUAUGGGAGACCUGAACCUUGUCACUACUCUAAAUAAAACAACACAAGAAAAAAGGAAAAGAAGGGUACAAUCUGUUCACAAAGAAGGUAUCACAAAUGAUGACGCUGGUUCUUCAUUGAUGGGAGAUUUGCAUCUGGUCACUUCCAUGUUUAAAAUGGCCUGGCAGAAAGAGCCUGAGAUUGAAGCCAAUGACUUGGGUGAAACUAUCCAGAAAGAUGAUACAUCUGCUGGAGUAGGCAAUCUUCACUUUUCAGAAGUGCUGAGCUCAACCUUGUGUUCUGAUAACAUAGCUCAACUUAAAACAAACACUAGCCCUGAGCGGAGCGAGGGUGGCAUUCAUAACACAGAUGUCACAGCUGAAGAUGAUGACCAGCUUCCUACUAACGGACUGAAUUUUGUCACCGCUAUUAAUGCAAUGACCCAACACAAACAGAACAGUGACACGGAUCAAAGAGAUUGUGACACUGAACUUAGAGGAUCAACUUUAGAUAAUGAAGAUGGUCAUCUUGAUCUUGAAGGAUUUCGUUUUGACUCUGAUAGUGAUAGUGUAUCUAGCCAAGCCACUGAGACAAGUUUUCUGAACAUUUCUGAAAUGGGCGAUGAUGGUGAUAGAGUGAUGGAUGGAGACAUGGAGCUGAAGUUUGUGGUGAACGAAAGUGUGGUCACUCCACAAAGGUAUCAGCGGGAGAGGAUGAGCUGCUCAUUUGAUUCCUUGGACAUUGACAUGUUUUUAGCCAAUGAAGCUUACGAUGAUAAUGAGUCUAUCUAUGUAGACUCCCUGUGUGAUCAGACAGAUCCAUGUACCAAACACGACUUUAAUGAAGAGUUCAAAGACUCCCUGGACAUGAGUGACUUCAGUUACAGUGACAAUGAUUCAAGGCGUGUGCAGGAAACUGUUACGGAUGUUAAUGUUUCAGAGGCCAAGCUGAGAGCUUCACUGUCAUGGAUUUUACAUAAGGCAUAUCGAGAUUCCAUACCGGCCGAGUUCAAGGAUCCAUUUUACGAAACAGAUCAGGGAGCAUGGCAGAUGAAACCUCACCUUGUUCGACUUCUGACAUCCAGCGAGAUUUACUGUCAAGCAUGCACCAAUAUGUUUCCCAACAGAUCAUCGCAAUGGCAGGGUCACUGGAGCAUCAUCCAGGUGUUGUCUCGGAAAGGCAUCUAUGUAACUGGCUCAGACGACUCCACAGUCACUGAAACUGUUCUCAUCCAGACAGCCCCAUUUAAUAUGGAUGCCCAUGUGUCGCUGAUUACCUCACUCAUGGUGGCCUACACAUGUGAACAGGUCACAGUUGAAAGGGUCGUGCAGGCAGUAAGACGACUUACGACAUUCAAUGCUUCAAGUGAGCUACCGUCAGGUGCUGAGGAUACUGUGAUGUUCUGGAUCAACAAGGUGUGCUCUGUGGCCCAGAGCCGAGACCCCAAGUCUCAGCAUGUGCUCCAAGGGGAGACCAGCCAGAAAGUGCGUAUUGUUAGUCGAACACCUGUGGGAGAGCCAGCACAAGCUCCUGUGAUACAUGAUCUAAUGGCUGACCUUAGUGAUGGCUGUUCUCUUGCUGUACUGGUCAGCUUCUACUGCCCAAACCUGCUCAGCUAUAGUGAUAUUUGCCUGAAGGAGAACCUGGGUAUUGCGGACUCACUGUACAACUUGCGACUGGUGAAGACGUUCUGUGAACACAACAUGCCGGCUGGGUGCUUCCCCUUCACCUAUGAAGAUCUCCUAUAUACACCCCACACACUUCGAGAAAACAUCCUAGCCUUUCUUGGAGAACUCUUCUACUGGUUUGAAAUACAAAAGUUUGAUGGAUCCCGGCCCAGCACUGGCCAGGCUCUGGCAGGUGUGCCACAAGUCAGCAACGCAACCAAGCGCAGCUUCCACCAGGCAGAGGAUACACAGUUAACCAGUACCCCGGAGCUCAACAAAGCCACAAGUCCAUCAUCGGGAAUUCCACCAAGACAGGGACCAUUGUUACACAAGCGACACCAAGGCAAGACAGGUGUCAAUGAAGAAGAACCUGUUCGAUACUUAGAACCACCGAAACACCCUCGUAGAGCACACUCCCUUAGCUCACCCCAGGAGAGAGACACCAUCCGACAGUCUGUGAUAGCCUGGGAGGAGCCUGCGUCCCCAACACACAGGCAACAAGGCAUGAAGACACCAGUUAACCAGAGUCAGGACAGUCAAAGUAGUGCACUCCUGGCAAAUGUCAGCAUUGACUCUGAACUCAAUGAAAGCUUUACCGAUGACCAGCUUGGUAGCAUGAAUUUUGACUUGGACAAAAGUCAGUCGCCACAGCCAACAUUUAGUGAUCGACAAACUGUGCCAUCAAACCUGCUUGAUCCAAGUCACCCUGAUUAUUUAGAGAUAGAGAGUGUCAACUCGCGUCAGUCAAAUAUGAACAGUUCUAGGAGUGAAAAGCUGGAACCUUUAAUGCCAGCUAUUAUUCGUCCUGCAAAAGAAAAACAUUCAAAUCACACCAAAGCCCAAGAAAGAGGUGAUCCUUUUCUAAGAAAGAAAUCAACAUCACCAACAAAGCCAAGAAAGUCCCGUAGUUCGCCUGUCAGCAGCUCGGUGACACCCAGUCAAGGGGACAUAACUGUUGAAGCUGUGGUUACUCUUCCAGGAGAUAGUAGUCAAGUGAUGAGUAGUGAUGAAACUGUUGUGACUCCUCUCCCUGACGACCUGCUGACAGCUCGGUCAGGGGAUGGGGACUGUGAUAGCCCUGACUCUCAGCAGAAAGGUUUCGAAGCAUUCUAUAUAAAUCCAGAGAUCUCUGUGGAGGUUUCAUUGCCUCCUGUGUCAAGUCAGUCUCCCAGGGCACUUAGCGCAGGUUCGCACUCGGACGAAAGUGAGGUGACUGCUAGUUACACAAUUGACCAAACUCAUACGUUAGAAACUGCUAGAGCAGCUGGGAUUCCUGUUGUUCAGAGUGGAGAUGGUGUUCAUAUUCGGAGGACAACCUCUCGGGAUGGUUCAGUGUCGAGCAGUAGAAGCUCAGGGGACUUCUCGGAUCAUGAAUCACAUAAGAUACAUCUUGAUCAUAAAGCUAGAGAGACAGCUGACUUGAAAACCUCUCUUUCGUUUCCUUCACGAAAUCGUCAAUCCCCAGACGUUGUAGACACCCAAAAACCUAAACUUGUGAUCACUGACCAACUGCCAAAGACAUUGGCUCAAACACUGGCUAACAAAGAUAAACGGCCUCUUACUACAAACUUUGCUGAAAUCAAACGAAUUAAGGAGACUUAUGGAAAUAUUGAUAAUUCUGGUUUGGUGUAUAUGCAGAAUGGCCAAGAACCAAAAGGCAACGGAAAUACAAAUACGCUCAAAUCAGCUUUUUAUAGGAAACAAAAUGAACCAGGGGGAAAGAAAACAACUUUUGCAACACUGCCAAAUGAAACCACAUGGAUAGCCCAGAGAGCAUCGCAGGCCUCAGCAGCUCAAGCUCAGAGCAAUGGAGCUGAAUCCCAGCCUGUGUCAUCCGAACUCUCUCAGCUGAGGAUGAAGCUGGAUGAGAAGAGGAAGGAGAUUGAGAAGAAAAAACAGAGAAUGGAGAUGCAACAAAACAAGAUGAGACGGAGGCUGGGGAAGGAUGCGUUCUACAGGGUAGUGUCACGGCACAUGGAUGAUGUACCUGAUGGCACAACAGCUCAAGCGGUUCCUGGUGAUAGAACUGCAUCUGAGAUCGGGGAGAUGCUCGGACAUCAAGUCCCUGGGGCCACUGAUGCUCACAGGCCAACAUCUUUUGUAGAGCCUUCCUCACAUGCUGCUCAGAGGUCAAGGCCAUUUUCACGAGAGGGAAUUCAACAAACUAUAGACAAUGUUCGAAAGAAGUGGUUCAAGGAGGAUGAUUUAGUUGGUGGGGCAAAACCUCCAGAUGAUGAGUGUAUGACUUUAAGCCAAGAGGAAAAACUGGGCCCACUUUUACAUGUACAAUCUCAGCCAGUUCCUUCUCCUCCCUCACAGGCAAUGACAGAUAGUCAGCAUAGCACUAGUAGUCAACACAGCACAGGCAGCCAACCUGAGUCAUUUGAAGUUUACGAUUCAUCUCUGGAUAAGCUCAAUAAGAGUUUAACAGAUCUCCAGGGUGAAAUAGCAAGGCUGUCAUUACAACAGGAGCAGAUAAAAUUCCUUCAGUCGCCCCAGGGCUAUGCCCAAGCCGACAUGCAGAUGCACCUACAAGGUGGACCCAUGACAAAUGUUUCCAACAUCCCACCCCAGUCUUUUCCCAAACAGACUGGUUACACCACGCCUCCUCAGCAAGUCACACAGAUGGGGCAGGGAGGACCUCAUCAGCCAUAUGCGACCAGUCAGAACCAGUUUGUGCCAGGAGCUGGUAGUCAAGGGUUCCCUGCUCCUGCAACGUCUCAGAUGUACGUAACCCAGUCAGCUUCACAGAAACAUGUGCCAUACCAGCCUUCUCAGACACUUCCAUAUGCCAGUCCCAUCAUGGCGGCUACGAGCUACCAACCGGUUACCCAACCCACCUCCAGCCAUCAUAUUCCUCAGUACUCGACAAUGGGAUCUCAAAUGCCCACUUCUACCCACCAUCCUUUGCCUACUUCUACCCCCAUCCCACCCUCGGCACUGUCGACAGAGCGAAAGAUCCCCACCCCUCCUGGUUAUACUCUCCCCCCUCACUCUCCAGAUGCCCAGCCCAAUGCUGACACUGCCUCAGAAGAUAGCUCUUCCACCCAGGACACCAUGGCCAAUGGGAAUGGAUUCUUUGUUUCAUUUGGGGAUGAGACACCUAAGAGAGCAAAACCCAAACUUGGCAAGGACAGGACAAAGAAGGAGCAAAAACCGGAAACACCUGUUUCCAAUCCAGCAUCAGCAGCGCCUCAAGCAGCAGCAGCACCUGCAGCAUUGGCAUCUUCUUCCUUGCCAGCCUCUGCCUCACCGUCUUUCUCCAAUACCAGCGCACCAUCACAGCCGCCACCCAGUGUGCAUACAAACCAUCACACUGCAAAUACUGGCUUUGUGAUUGAAGAACGGGAACUCACUCCAGAUAAGGUUCAGAACUCUGAUGAUGAAAUGGCAAAGAAGAGGGAGCGGAUCCUGCAGAUGCAAGUGAAGAGGAAGGAGGAGCAGGAGAGGAAGAGGCUUGAGAAGGAGGAUGAAGCUGCCAAACAGCGGGAAGCACUGAGAUUGAAGCAAGAGGAAGCCGAGAGGAAGAAGGCAGAAGAAAAGGCGCGGAGGGACCAGAUCUACCAACAAUAUCUACAUCGGAAACAACAUCAGGAAGAUGAGGAGAAUGGUAUAGAAAGACCCCAAGAGAGACCAGCCAAGUCCAAACCACGCCCCAAGUCCAUGUUCGUGAAAGCCACCAACUCACCCCCUCAUGAUGACGAAGGUUUGGUUUGCUCGCUGGACGAUCUCUCUGCUCGAGCCUUUGUUAUCCCUUCUUCAGGUGGUGCUGCCUCCUCAGCCUCCUCUUCUCCUCGCCCCACUCUUCAUAUUCCCCAUACACGAGGAAAGUUGAGAAAAGCAGUCUCUUGCAACACUCUAACACAAAAUGGCCGCCCGGGAGGAAUGACUUAUCGGAGACCCCCCUCACCAGAUUUGUACCGACUGCAGCAGCGGCGUAACCGUAGCAACGACAGCAGUGAGACAGGAUCUAAUGCAGGAUCGGACUAUACUGGUCCCAAGUUGUUUGUGAAGCCCAGUUCGAAAUCUAACCGCAACAUCAUCAUGAACGCCAUCAGUCACUGUUGUCUGGCCGGCUGCGUCAACACCGACACGAAGAACAAAGUCUUGGAGAUCAUCUCCCAGAGUGAUGCCAAGCACUUCCUCAUCCUGUUCCGAGACGGAGGCUGUCAGUUCAAGGGCCUGUACACCUAUGCACCAGAAAUAGAAGAAAUUUUCAAAAUACAUGGAGUCGGACCAAAGCAAAUCACCAACAAAAUGGUGGAAAAGUUUUAUAAAUACAAUUCAGGUGCCAAAAGCUUCACUGAGGUCAAGUCGACCAAGCAUAUAUCUGUGUCUAUUGAUGCUGUUGUUGUGCACAAUGCAUUGUGGAAGACAAGCAAACCCGGCGCUGCCAAGAAAUAGUUCUGGUGUUGUCACUGAUCUCCGACUCCUGACAGAGAGGAGGACACAGAUAGCCAUCAUUGUAGCAAGUCACAAACAGUCAUCUGGAUUGCAGAUAGUCAUCCCCUGGCACAGAGCUGUGCUUCAAAUGUUAUGACAGUUGUGUGAAUUAUUAUUUCGGUCUGGGAAGUUUCUCAGCUUUUGUGGUAAUGGCAAGUUGACUAUGCUCUCUUCUAUAUGGACCAUUCUAUGCUGCUUUGAAGCCCUAUUUCAAUAAUUGGAAUUAGGACGUUUAAUGUUAUGAUUCACUGAUAUGAAUAUUAAUUUUAGCCCAAUUAGACACCUGAGAAAACUAUUUAGUGGUCAUGGUUCAUUUUCAUGAAUAACGUUUAAAUUUGUAUUGAGGGCAUUCAGUACUUUCUCCAUUGUAACCAAAGAUUCAGUGUGAUUGAUCGAUUUGAAUUAUGGUUUAAAGUAAUAUAUUUUCAACAAAUCGCAUGAUGUCAUUUCUAUAAAAAGGUUACAUGGUGUCAAGAAUGACAAUACAUUUAGAAAUAUGAUUUACAGGCAAUUGCUGUUGACACUUCCCAGAUCCAGUCCCAGUCUGAUAUAGAUUUUGUAUAAACUGCUAAUAUAUAGGACAUGUUCCGAUGAGCUUGAGUCUGCCGUCACAGUAAGACGAAAUAUGUCAAGCAAUAUCCCAGCCAACAGUCCCAGUAAGUAGAAACAACAUCGGCCAUUACUCUGAUCAUCCAGUAUAGGACCUGCUUUGUUGAAAUGUGAAUUAUGCAAGUCUUCUAAUAUGCUGCUUGGUAGCCUAUACACAGUGGCUGAUGCCAAACUAGUUAAUUUGUUAAAUUAUUUUAAUAUAUUACACUACAUAUUACCAUGAUUACUACUGCUGUUCUAUAUGUGUAUGAACCACGAUAGUGGCACGUGUAGGACAUUUUAUCUGAUUCAAAUUGAAAUGUUAGUGAAAGGUUUGUAUUUGAGAUGGUUCAGAAUUUUUUAAUUGGUUUUAACAAUUAUUUACUGUUGAUGGAGACCUUGUCUUGUUUCUUCAAUUUUAAUUAAAAUAAACAUGAAUAUAUAUCAUUGUAUAUAUAGUGUCAUGAAAUGGCAAGGACAACACCAUGCAUUUGUCACACACCUCUAAUUGUAGAAUCUGCAUCAUCAUAUCCCAGAGUACACAGAUAGAAAUGUGCUGGUGUUACUAGUUGAGCAAACUGUAUGAACACACUACAAGACAUGGCCAGAUUGAUUUUGCUGGUUACACUGAGAAUAAGUAUACUCGAGUAAGUAGUAGGGAAAGUAGGAAUGAGAAAGAGGACUAAGGUAUUUUGUGAUGGAAUUUAUGGUUGUAUGUGAAGAGUUGUGAAUAUGUAGAUUUUGACCUAAUUUAUGUGUAUAAACCCUAGAUGUAGAGUUGAAGAUAUGCCAGUGAGGCCCAGGCUAAUGCUCCCAGUACAGCUGUGGGUCUUUCAGAGUUUAGCUGUAAAGCUUCCUGUCUGUCACAGCUGUUUCCAUUUAACACUCCUGCGAUGACCAAUGCUUUUGUAACAAAUAUUUAUUGUAAAAAUGUACAUUGUUUUCUACACUUCAUUGUUGUGAUCUAGCUAGUGCUUCAGUUGCACUGGAUCCUGUUGUUGUCGUCAUAUUGGAUCCUAUAUUGUCAUAUUGGAUCUUGUUGUGUCCUUCUGGAUCCUAUUGUGUCAUAUUGGAUCUUGUUGUGUCAUACUGGAUUCUAUUGUGUGUCAUAUUGCAUCCUGUUGUGUGACACAAUGUUUUCAUUAUUCAGAUCAAAUAGUGCUUAUCUCCGAGUUACAUCUCAAAGAGUGCUUGUAAAAUAAAUGUUUUAUAACUAUUUGCAUAAAUAUGCAUUUAUUUGUGUAAAUGUUUCAUUCACAUCAAGAUCAUUUCAUGGAAAAAAGAUAUUAAACUACAGUCAUGUCAUUCUCAUAAGUCAUUCUUUCCGACAUCAUUAUUCAUUCAUUUGUUGCAUUUAUUUCUUCUGACAGUUAUCAAAACAUUUGUUGUCAAUAGGUGUGCAGAUUCCAAACAGGUUCGCCAAUAGACUGUGACAAUGACCUUCCUUCUAUCUCAAGUAGCAAUGAACCUAUUUAUGCAUAAUUCUGCUCUGCGCAGCUGUUAGUUCAAAUUGGAGUGGCAAGAUAUAUACAGCCAGGUCAUGAAGCUAUAAUGGUGCCAGAGUUAUGUCCCUUUAGAUGACUUGCCCUCCCAGACGGCAAUAUUACCUAAAUAAGAAUGGUCUUUUAAGUGUCCCUUAUUUAGAUUUUAGAGACAAUUGAUUUCAUUAUGUAUUUCUAAUUCCUCGUGGUAGUAGUUUGGAUACCAUUCAUUACAAAGAUUCAACAUUUUAAUUGUUAAUUGUCGAGAAAAUGGUAAAGAGUCAUCUUGCUACUCCAAGUUGUAUGUGCAGCCAGCAAGUACAAUAUUAUUUAUGUGAGAAAGCCUGUGAUACUAUUGGCCUUACAACUUUCAAUAUGUUGCUGUGACAGUGUGCAUCUAAAUGACAAAUAAAUGUUUGUUGCCAGCUAA